AUGAUUGACGCGCCACCGCAAUCACCAAGUCGCCCGGCGCGCCUCCGCAACCCAUCGCAUAGCGCCGCUCUCCCGACGUCCACAGUUCUGCAAGCGCAAACUGACGAGACACAACUCGAUCCGUCAUUCUCCCUCCUCUUGUCUCUACCGAGAGAACUCCGCGAUCGCGUCUAUACAUACGCAUUAGUUUCUAGUACCCCGUUCUUAUGGCCUACUAAAGCGCCCGAAUCCUUGCCCAGCAAAACUCGUAGUAUCAACGUAAGCCUUCUACGGACAAACAAACAAGUCCACAAUGAAGCGGUGGACAUUCUGUACUCGCAGAACAAGUUCCUGUUCACACACCCUAGCGAUUGUAACGUCUUCCGUGUUAUAACGUCGCCCGCCUCCGUCAACAUACAGAGCGUGUACUUUCGGAUAAAAGACAAGGACCUGGGAUUGUGGACACCGUAUCUGGGGAGCAAGUCGGGAGAGAGGAGUCUCAGAGGGGAUCUGCCAAAGUUGAGGAGUCUUUGGGUAUUUCUCAGAUGGACAAUGUGUCCUCACUUCAUGUCACGCAUACUGACAGAACAGCAUGGUGGAUUUGUUGGUCCUGUAGGAGGGGUUCAAGGAGGGGCUACGCCAUACGGUGUGCAUGUUGCUCUUCAGCAACAAUCUCAGCACGUCGUAAAUCAACUCUUGACCAACACACAGAUUGUUGGUGGUGCAGGCGGCCAUGCGCAUGCCACUGGUAACGCGAAUCAGAUCCCUCCUCCACCCCCACCAGCUCCAGCAAUGCCGUUUCCACAGUUCAUGCAAGGAGCGUUGGGUUUAGGUGGUCAUGCACACCAUCAUCACCAAGUACAUCCGAUACCGCAUGCGCAUGGCCAGCACAAUCACCCACCAAACCCCAGUCCACUGGCACAACAUCUCCAACAAGGCGAGACUAAUAUUUCUGUUCAGCAAACCCCGCUUGCUGUUAGUGGCGUGAACGGACCUGAUCCACACAGAUUAUACUCCGCAUUCAUCCGUUCCAACCGCUUCAAACUCGUCGUUGAGUCUCUCUGUCUGCAACUGAGCGACGUAUUAAACCCCAAAAUCACCGGGCCCUUGGAACGACAAUCUUCUAGCAAGUCCUCCACGACAACGACAACCACAACAACUGAUUCUACGCCAUCGAACCCCAGAACGGAAAUCAAGAUUGUGUGCGCUUCGACACCCGGGAAGAGACAGGUCGAGCGGUUACUCUCCAACUUCCCAGACGAGUUGGUGCUCGAUCCUGUAACGCAGGAUGCGAGGACAAGGUUUAGGAGAAUGCAUGGUGUGGAAGUUAGUCUGGAGUUUAAUGGACUGAGUAGUACGCAUCAGGAAAUGGUAGUCGCGGGUGAGGGGACACCGUGGGACUGA
Alternaria arborescens is the source of this 1383-nucleotide messenger RNA. RefSeq lists its product as hypothetical. Bases 1 to 1383 code for a protein of 460 amino acids. NCBI's taxonomy places the organism in Eukaryota, Fungi, Ascomycota, Dothideomycetes, Pleosporales, Pleosporaceae. The record is from RefSeq and is a predicted model, not a curated record. The transcript has a single exon.